CUUUCUUAGCUAUAGUAGCUAUGAGGAAUUGGCAUGUUCACCAACUGGAUGUGAACAAUGCCUUCCUCCAUGGAGAUCUCCAGGAGGAGGUCUACAUGACUCUCCCUAAGGGUUGUACACCACCUACUGGUUUCAAACAUCCAGUGUGCAAACUGAAGAAGUCACUUUAUGGGUUGAAACUAGCUUCAAGGCAGUGGUUUUCAAAACUCACUGACAAACUACUUCACCUAAAGUUCAUACAGAGCAAGACUGGCCAUUCUUUGUUCUACAAAGCUACUGAGUCCACCUACACUUGCAUCCUCAUCUAUGUGGAUGACUUGCUCCUAGGUGGUAAUGAUUUACAGGAGAUUCAGCUUCUCAAGCAAGAACUUCACACUGCCUUCAGUAUAAAAUACCUUGGUUCUCUACGUUUCUUUCUAGGCAUUGAAGUGGCUCGCAACAACAAAGGAAUCCAUCUUUCUCAAAGAAAAUAUACACUGGAGAUUAUUGAAGAAUCACAGCUUCUUGAUUCAAAGAAAGUCUCUACUCCAAUGGAUUACAAGACACACUUGAGCAGUGAAUGUGAGACACCCUACCCAGAUCCAGAGUUCUACAGGACCCUUGUUGGCAAACUAAUCUAUCUCACCACAACUCGCCCAGAUAUUAGCUACGCUACUCAACAAGUCAGCCAUUUCAUGUCUAACCCCAGCAUUCAACAUUUCAAAGCAGUUCAAAGAAUUCUCAGAUACCUCAAAUCAGCUCCUGCCACUAGUCUUUUCUUCCCAGCUUCUGCCGAGUUCCAUCUCAAAGCUUAUACUGAUUCUGAUUAGGCCGCUUGCGUGGACACUAGGAGAUCGAUUUCUGGGUACUGCAUCUACCUCGGCAACUCUCUCAUUUCGUGGAAAAGCAAGAAACAAAAGACUGUCAGUCGCUCUUCCUGUGAAGCCGAGUACAGGGCUCUCGCUUUCACUGCCUGCAAGCUUCAAUGGCUCCUCUAUUUGCUCGCCGAUUUCAAGGUAACCCAUCCCAAACAGCUACUCUCUAUUGUGACAACCAAAGUGCUAUCUACAUCGCGAAAAACCCUACCUUCCAUGAGCGCACCAAGCAUAUAGAAUUGGACUGCCAUCUGGUCCGUGAAAAGCUCCAAUCGAAGACUCUGAAGCUCCUCCACGUUUCUUCCUCGCACCAGCUGGCGGAUUUGUUCACGAAGCCACUCUCCCCUGCUUCUUUUCGUUAUCUCUUCUCCAAUCUUGGUGUGCAUAAUCUAUGCCCACCAGCUUGCGGGGGGGGGGGGGGGGGGGGGGGUAACAGGACAGGCCAAUUGAAAUUUCAAAUCAGCAGAAAAGAAGACGUUGGAAGGAAGAAGAAGAAGUUGACCAGAGAAGGUUUCUCUUUUAGUUGAAACGCAUCGUUUGUAGCUAACGGUGCCAUUUGGUUCUAUUUUGACUGUUGCCUUUCUUUUUCCCCAAGCCUUGCUUUGUUUCCCUUUCAAGUAAAGAGAACAAAAUGUACGCAGAACAGAGUAGGCUGGCCAUGGUUGUCCUGUAGCCACCAGCCUCUCUAUAAAUUGUAACUUGUGAUGAAUGAGAACUCAGGCCUUAGGGUUUCACUCAAACUAAAAGUUUGUUAUUUAUCCUAUUUUGAUCUACCUAACUCAUAUUUUCAUCCAAUGAUACUUUAGAUAUGUGAUGAUCAUUGAUGUUUAUCUAGUGUAAUAUUUUCUUAUCAUCGAUGCUUGUGAUUCUAUAGUAUACUACUAUAUGCAUUGUGCUUAGUAUCAUUUAGGUUGUUAAGAAAUUAUCCUCUAGCGAUACUUCAUUGAUGUUACACGAGUAUAGAGAGAAUGAUCAACCAUCUAUAUCUCGAGUAGUAUCAAUACUUUACUGUUAGAUCGUCGAUGCUAUAAACGAUAGAUUAUGAC
Messenger RNA from Linum trigynum, 1900 nucleotides. The record is from the annotation of a GenBank genome assembly. Lineage: Eukaryota; Viridiplantae; Streptophyta; Magnoliopsida; Malpighiales; Linaceae.